Molecule: messenger RNA, 5143 nt
Organism: Mus musculus (house mouse)
Lineage: Eukaryota; Metazoa; Chordata; Mammalia; Rodentia; Muridae
Gene: Fam184a
Product: family with sequence similarity 184, member A
Exons: 19
Coding region: 391-3792 (1133 amino acids)
Cellular component (GO): P-body; ciliary basal body; centriolar satellite
Source: RefSeq, a predicted model, not a curated record
UGCGGGGAAAUGACGUGGCCACCCUCGCGCGCUCGCUGAGCCCCCGAGCCGCGCGUCCUGGUAACGGCGCUCGGCGGCUCCCGCGUCCCCGGACCCGCCUCCCGCCGCUGCAGCCCGCCCCGUCUCCGCCUCCCUCCGCAGCCCCGGCGGCCGCGGAGUCUCGGGGCCCGGUGGCCGCUUCUUGCGGGACGCUAGCCGCGACGUCGCCAAGCCGAGGCAGGGGGACGCGGCUGUUGCGGGCGGGCAGGGGGCUGCUGGCUGCGGGACUGGAGGGCACGGGCCGGCGGGUCGGCAAGCGGUCGCCCGGGCUGUCGCCUGUCCCGUGUCGUCGCCGCGCCGGCCUCGCCCCGCGCGCAGGGACAGGUGCCCCGGCUGGGGUCUGCCGGGAAGAUGGCGACCCCGGGCAUGAGCUGGCAACAUCACUAUUACGGUAGCUCCACGUCCGGGCCGGCCAAAUUCGCGACCUCCCCAGCUGCCGCUCAGCUGGCAGGGCACAACAUGGACUACAGCCAGGACAUGCACCUGAAAAUGAGCAAGAAGAUCGCCCAGCUCACCAAGGUAAUAUAUGCUUUGAAUACUAGAAAUGAUGAACACGAUGCUGCGAUUCAGGCCCUCAAAGAUGCCCAUGAAGAAGAAAUCCAACAAAUCCUUGCAGAAACAAGAGAAAAAAUACUGCUAUACAAAAGCAAGGUUACCGAAGAGUUAGACCUUAGGAGAAAGAUUCAAGUUUUGGAAGCGUCUUUAGAAGAUCACAUGAAAAUGAAGCAGGAGGCUUUGACCGAGUUUGAAGCCUAUAAGCGCAGAGUUGAGGACAUGCAGCUUUGUGCAGAGGCCCAGCAUGUUCAGCGCAUAGUAACCAUGUCCCGGGAGGUCGAAGAGAUUAGGAAGAAAUUCGAAGAAAGGUUGCGGAGCUUUGGGCAGCUCCAGGUUCAGUUUGAAAAUGACAAACAGGCGGCUCUGGAAGAUCUGAGAACCACUCACAGGCUCGAAGUCCAAGAGCUGUUGAAGUCACAGCAGAACCACAGCUCCUCCGUGAAACUGGGGCAAGAGAAAGCUGAGGGACUGCACAGGAUGGAGGUGGAGGCCUUGAACAACACGGUCAAGGAGCUGAGACUCGAAAAGAAACAGCUCAUCGAGGAGUAUGAGGGCAAGCUGAGCAAGGCCCAAGUGUUUUAUGAGCGUGAGCUUGAUAACUUGAAAAGGUCACAGCUCUUCACAGCCGAAAGCUUGCAGGCCAGCAGGGACAAGGAGGCCGAUCUUCGCAAAGAGUUCCAGGGACAAGAAGCCAUUUUACGAAAAACCAUAGGAAAACUGAAGACAGAGCUGCAGAUGGUGCAGGAUGAAGCUAGCAGCCUUCUUGACAAAUGCCAAAAGUUGCAGAUGGCUCUGGCCACAGCAGAGAACAAUGUACAGGUUCUUCAAAAACAGCUUGAUGAUGCCAAGGAGGGAGAAAUGGCCUUGUUAAGCAAGCACAAGGAAGUGGAGAGCGAGCUAGCAGCUGCCCGGGAGCGAUUGCAAGAGCAAGCUUCAGAUCUUGUUCUCAAAGCUAGUCAUAUUGGAAUGCUUCAGGCAACUCAGAUGACCCAAGAAGUUACCAUUAAAGAUUUAGAAUCAGAAAAAUCCAGAGCCAACGAGCGAUUGUGUCAGCUGGAAGAGGAAAGAGCUUUUUUGCAGAGCAGAACGCAGAGUCUGGAUGAAGAACAGAAGCAGCAGGUGCUGGAGCUGGAGAAGAAAGUAAAUGAAGCAAAGAGAACUCAGCAAGAAUAUUACGAAAUGGAGCUUAAGAACCUGCAAAAUCGAUUGGAAGGAGAGGUGGCUCAGUUAAACGAGGCCCAUGGGAAGACUUUGGAAGAAUUAGCUCGGAAGCACCACAUGGCGAUUGAAGCUGUCCAUAGCAAUGCAAGCAGAGAUAAGAUAAAGCUACAGACGGAAUUGGAGGAACAAUAUAAAAAGGAGAAACUGAGUCUGGAAGAGGAUAAAAAUCAGCUCCAACUAGAGCUGGAAAGUCUAAAGCAAGCUCUGGGAGACAAGCUGACUUCAGCCAAUCAGGAGAUUGGCCGCCUCCAGGAUCUCGUAAGGAAGAGUGAACAAGGUCUCGGCUCUGCCGAAGGACUCAUUUCUAGUCUUCAGGAUUCCCAGGAAAGGCUUCAGAGUGAGCUGGACCUGACAAAAGGCAGGCUGAAGGAGACCAAGGAUGCCCUAUUAAAUGUUGAGGCUGAGCUACAACAAGAACGUCAUGAGCAUGAGCAGACGCUGGCCACCAUGAAGGAAGAAGAGAAGCUGAGGGUGGACAGAAUGGCCCAUGACCUGGAGAUCAAGUGGACUGAAAAUCUUAGACAAGAGUGCUCCAAGCUUCGCCAGGAGUUGAGGCUUCAACACGAAGAAGAUAAAAAGUCUGCCAUGUCUCAACUGUUGCAGCUGAAAGAGAGAGAGAAAAAUGCCGCCAGGGACUCAUGGCAGAAGAAGGUGGAAGAUCUCUUAAACCAGCGGCACUCUCUGGGUGAAGCUUUGCAUAAGUCUAUCAACAAUAUCUCCCUGCUGAAGCAGAACCUGGAGCUGCAGCUUUGCCAGUCCCAGACGUCUCUGCAGCAGCUGCAAGCGCAGUUCACGCAAGAGCGCCAGCGACUCACGCAGGAGCUGGAGGAGCUGGAGGAGCAGCAUCAGCAGAGGCACAAGUCCCUCAAAGAAGCACACGUCCUCGCGUUCCAGACCAUGGAAGAAGAGAAGGAAAAGGAGCAAAGGGCUCUGGAGACUCACUUACAGCAAAAGCAUUCUGCAGAGCUGCAGUCACUGAAAGAUGCGCACCGAGAGUCGAUGGAGGGCUUCCGCGUGGAGAUGGAGCAGGAGCUUCAGACACUCCGGUUUGAGUUAGAAGACGAGGGCAAGGCUAUGCUUGCUUCCUUGCGUUCUGAACUAAACCAUCAACAUGCGGCUUCCAUUGAUUUAUUACGGCAUAGUCACCAUCAAGAACUGGCAGCAGCUAAGAUGGAAUUAGAGAGAAGCAUAGACAUCAGCCGCAGGCAGAGUAAGGAGCACAUGUGUAGGAUAAGCGAUCUGCAGGAGGAGCUGAGGCACCGGGAGCACCACAUCACAGACUUGGAUAAGGAGGUCCAGCACCUCCAUGAAAACAUAAAUACCCUAACGAAAGAACUGGAACUCAAGGGGAAAGAGAUUCUCAGAGUACGGAGUGAAUCCAACCAGCAAAUGAGGUUGCAUGAACAAGAUUUAAACAAGAGACUUGAGAAAGAGCUGGAUGUCAUGACAGCAGACCACCUCAGAGAGAAAAAUAUCAUGCGGGCAGAUUUUAAUAAGACUAAUGAGCUACUCAAGGAAAUAAAUGCAGCUUUACAAGUGUCACUAGAAGAUAUGGAAGAGAAGUAUCUAAUGAGAGAAUCAAGGCCAGAAGAUAUACAGAUGAUUGCAGAAUUAAAAUCCCUGAUAACAGAACGAGACCAGGUCAUAAAGAAACUCAUUGAGGAUAAUAAAUUUUACCAGCUGGAAUUAGUCAAUCGAGAAACUAACUUCAACAAAAUAUUUAACACAAGUCCUACUGUUGGUGUUAUUAACCCAUUGGCUAAGCAAAAGAAGAAGAAUGAUAAGUCAGCAGCAAACAGGUUUGUGAGUGUUCCCAACCUCAGUGCUCUGGAAUCCAGUGGCAUGGGCAAUGGACAUCCUACCCGCCUGGAACCCAUUCCCAAUUCUCCAGCCCAUGAUGUUGAGUUCAACAGCAACAAGCCUCUUCCACAGCCUUUGCCACCCAAAGAGCCCAAGACAUUUUUGAGGUAUCAGUAAGAUGCAUGUGCAUGAACUCAAGCAACGUGACCGCUGGACUUUCCAUAGCACAUUGUUGCGUGCCUUGUAAUUCCCCCAGAGACGGUAGGGAUGCUUUUGUUUUCUUAAGUAGCCCAAAGAACCUUAGGUAGUUAGAAUUAAGAUGUUAGAGCUUACAAAGUAAAAUGAAAACUAGGCGUUAAUGCACUCUUUGACGUAUCUGAUAGAAUGCUGGAAGCUUAAUGUAAAUAUGCAAAUACUAGAGAGAACUAUACUUUGAUUUAGUUUAGCUCUAGUGAAGAGUGCACAUAGGAGAAUCAACCCCUGUGUCAGGUUCUGAUCAUUUUAAAGGGGAAAGUUGCCCAAAGGGGGGACACUAUUUUGUUUGCUUUCCUCUCCCACAAACACUCAGUCUUUCAAACCUCAAAGAUGAAACUGUUGUUUUUGCCAGUCGUUUACUUUUUGGAUCCUAGCUAGAAUAACUGACGUGGCUCCUCUGUCACAGAGUUCAUGUGAGCUGCCACUGGAACUCUGGUCAGAGGAAGCACCCUAAUGCAGAGUAGCCAGCCCUUCCAUCCAGUUCUGACGUGGGGUACCAGUUGUGGAAAUCAACGCUUGUAUUUAAUUGCUUUCCCAUUGCUUUGCAAACUAUUUAAUCCUGGGUUACAUGUCUCUCUUUUUAUGAAUUCAGUCCUCCUCAGAGUGAAGCUUCCCCAGUGGCUUCUCCAGACCCCCAGCGCCAGGAGUGGUUUGCCCGGUACUUCACAUUCUGACUGAAUUUUGCUGGCACAGCUCUGUGUGGACUGUUCCAAGAGCAUGACUGCAUAGGAAUCAUUAUGUGGACAGGCCUUUCUAUGUAAAACACUGUGAAUGAGAAAGUGUUUGUCUCUCCGAUUUGAAAAUGCACUGUAUUCCCUGUGAUAUUUAUUGGAAUCACUCUCUGAGGUACUAUAUUAUGUGUGUAAUUAUAACAAUUAUUUUUAUUUUAGAUGGAAGUCUUAAUCUUUGUAAUUACUGCAUAAUAAAUUUUGUUAGAACAAAUGUUUUUCGUGGUUGUUUUCUAUCAAGUGUGCUUUAAACACUUUUUAAUACCAGGUAUAAGACUUGUCAAUAAGUUUUACUGCACUAAUGAUCAUAAAUUGUUACUUCAAGAGUCUUAAUAUCAAUAUAGGGAAAUUUAUUAUUAUCUUACAUUGUUGUGUAUAAUUCUAACUAUAUAAUUGUUAACAUUUAUAAAUCCAGAAUAAAAGAAUUUAUGUAAAUUGUGUACUUCCAAGUAUAUGAAUUCUUGUUGGUUUGUAGCUUUUUCUUUUUUGAUUCCAAUAGAUGAGAUGUAAACCUUCAAUAAAGUUAGUAUCUAUGAGUAAUAUUA